AUGUACAAGAGCGUGUGGAGAUGGUGGGAAAGAACGAUGCGACGCAAGUCUACGGCGAAGGCGCUGGUUGAACCCAAGGUCGCUCCCAUAUCAACCAAUCACGAGUCGGCUAAGAUCAAUAAAAGCUGCCCAGUUGUGGGGAAUAACGCAUCUGGAAGGACUCGCGUAGAUGCCGAAAACGUUACCACCUGGGACGAUCUCAUCUACACACCUUCGAUAGGCAGAGCCAACAUAGGUGAUAGUCGAGGUCAGUAA
Messenger RNA from Pyricularia pennisetigena, 255 nucleotides. RefSeq lists its product as uncharacterized. NCBI's taxonomy places the organism in Eukaryota, Fungi, Ascomycota, Sordariomycetes, Magnaporthales, Pyriculariaceae. The record is from RefSeq and is a predicted model, not a curated record. The coding region runs from base 1 to 255 and encodes 84 amino acids. The transcript is spliced from 2 exons.